This is a messenger RNA of Funneliformis geosporum, 1430 nucleotides long. The record is from the annotation of a GenBank genome assembly. NCBI's taxonomy places the organism in Eukaryota, Fungi, Glomeromycota, Glomeromycetes, Glomerales, Glomeraceae.
AAAUAUCGAAAAUAAUACGGUAAUAGAAAAGAACAGUGGAUUAAUAAUGAAUAUCACAAAAUUUUCCUCUAAUUUAACACAUAUAUUUGGAACUGAAGAUGGAGGGUAUUCGAUAGUAGUAGGAGAUUAUAAUAGUAAAGUGGAAGAAACAUAUUUACCACCAUGGACGAUAUCGGUAUAUUUUAUACCAAUAGAUGGUAAUGAACAUAAGGGACCAUUUGAACUUUAUAAACAAACAACAGAAACAGUUACAACAUUAGAAAUAAAGAGAUGUAAUAUAGCAUAUCAAAUGUUCGGAUAUAGUUGUAUAAUACAUUAUAUCACACCUGCGGGGAAAAAAUUCCUAGAUAUAGAUUUUGUAUCGUCAGGAGCUAUAUUAAAUACAUUUGAAUUUGAAGCGGAACAAUUACUUGCCGAUAGCGAGGUGGUUGAUAUCGAAACACUCUAUUAUGGUGGAUUUUGUAUUAUCGCUACUACACAAGAUGACAAUAUACAAGGGUUCGCUUAUAGUAAUAAUGGUACUUUUGGUAAAACUUGGGGAUUGCCUACGACUUAUACAUAUAGUUCGGAAUUUGGUGUGAAUACUGAUAAUACCGUUUGGGCUAUUGCUGAUACGAAUACAGCAUAUGAAUGGACUUGUGUUAUAUCAACCGCUCUUACAUCAUACACAACAAGACCAUUUGGUGGACCAGGAGGAUAUGGUUCAUCAACAGUAGAUAAUACAGUACCAGAAAAAAAUGCAGUAAUAUCAACAAAUAUUAAAGAAGUUACGAUCAUAUACAAACCAGUUAUUGAACCAUCAACUGGAACCGUUUCAUUUUAUCAAAUAAAUGAAAAGGGUGAUGAUCCUAUCCUUAAACAAAUAGUGCAUACAAAUGAUCCAAAUUAUGUUACAAUAGUUGGAAAUGAAAUGAUAGUUAAAGUAGCAAAUUUUACCUUUAAUAAAAGAAAUACUGCUUAUGAAAUUAUUGUUGAUAAUGCCGCUGUUAGAGCUAGUGAACAAAAUCUUGUUGGUAUUAGAAAAGGUGCUUGGAUAGUUAGUACGGAAAAUGAUGGCGUAUCUGAUAAGACUUCAGGUGAUAAGAAAGCGUCCGUUCUAUUGACAGUAAAAGGAACUGAAAAAUUUAUAAAAUCAAACAAAGCUGAUAAAGCGAAAUAUGUUAAUGAUAUGUCUACUGAAAUUACGAAAGUGCUUGCAUGUGAAGCCGGUCGUAUUUCUAUACCAAAUGAUAGAUAUCAAUAUUAUCAAAAUUUACCAGAUCAAAUAUUAUUGCGCGUAGAUGUUAAAGAAUCAAAAGCACCAGAUGAACUAAGGUCAUUUAAUUUAAUAACUGCUUUGAAUGAAUCGAUCGGUUCAAAAGAUAUUUCGCUUAUAUCAAGAGAAGACCAUACAAACGAUUUAGAGUCCUAUUAUGGAACCCAUCAAACUC